Messenger RNA from Rubroshorea leprosula, 3407 nucleotides. The record is from the annotation of a GenBank genome assembly. NCBI's taxonomy places the organism in Eukaryota, Viridiplantae, Streptophyta, Magnoliopsida, Malvales, Dipterocarpaceae.
AUCGCUGCGAGUUAGCAAGAAUUCGAUAAUUUGUUCGCAUCACUUCUUCCAGCAGUAGUCUCUUUCGCCCUUCCUUCACUGCUCUUUCGCCGCUCCGGUGACGAGGCACCGGAGUUCAGUUCUGAACAUUUCCUAUUUCGAGCCAUUCACAAUGCUGCAAUUCACAUGCACAAAAUUGGUUCUUUUCACUGUAGCUGGAGUCAUCGUUCAAAUCAUUGGUCUUUCUCUCUUUGUCUUCGGCUUCUUCCCCGUUAAACCCUCUCUCUCCGGCGCGAGUGGGCCGGAAAGUUUCUACGAACCGAUUUGCGAUAUUGUUGAGAAUCGGAAUGUUACGACUUUGCAUCCUGAGCAGCUCAAACACUUAUACCAGGAACUAUCUGGUAUUCCUCCUUCAUUUGAUAGGCUAAUUCUAAUGGUUAUUGAUGGUCUUCCAGCAGAAUUCAUUCUCGGCAAGGAUGGUCAGCCUCCGAGUAAGAAAUUAAUGGAGGCCAUGCCAUUUACUCAAUCUUUGUUAGCAAGUGGAUUGGCAAUUGGUUACCAUGCUAAAGCUGCACCUCCAACUGUUACAAUGCCUCGGUUGAAGGCGAUGGUUUCUGGUGCAAUUGGGGGAUUCUUAGAUGUUGCAUUCAAUUUUAACACACAGGCUUUGUUGGAUGACAAUAUUCUUGAGCAGUUUUUCAGGAUUGGUAGGAAAAUGGUGAUGCUUGGUGAUGAAACAUGGCUUAAGUUGUUUCCUGGAUUAUUUACAAGGCAUGAUGGUGUUAGCAGCUUUUUUGUUAAAGAUACUGUGCAAGUAGAUCAAAAUGUUUCUCGACACUUGGGAUAUGAGCUCAGCAAAGAUGACUGGAAUCUAUUGAUUCUGCAUUAUCUAGGUGUGGAUCAUGUUGGGCAUAUUGGUGGGCGCAGCAGUGUCUUAAUGCCCUCAAAGCUGAUGGAGAUGGAUGAAGUGGUCAAAAUGAUUCAUUCAAGAACCAUGGAGACCCAAGAGAAUAAUCAACAACGAACACUUUUGAUGGUGGUGAGUGAUCAUGGAAUGACGGAGAAUGGUAAUCAUGGGGGGUCUUCAUAUGAAGAAACUGAUUCUUUAGUGCUUGUUAUUGGCCUGAGAAAUCAUGCCUCUGACUAUGCAUCAGCCAUCCAAAACACAGCUCAUCAGGUUGACAUUGCACCAACAUUAGCUCUUCUAUUUGGUGUCCCAAUUCCUAAAAACAAUGUUGGUGUCCUUAUCUCAGAAGCUUUUGAUGCUCUUAAAGAUGACCAACAGCUGAGGGCACUGGAAUUAAAUUCCUGGCAGUUGCUUAGAUUAUUGCAAGAAGAGUUACCAGGUUUACCAUGCCAAAAAUUCCCAUGUGAUGGAUUUAGCAAUCAUCAGGGUUCUUGUACUAAUGAGUGUGAUCAUAGCAUUGAGAGGAAACUUUGUUCCUUAUAUAAGAAUGCUGCAGACCUCCAUAGUUCCUGGAAAUCUAAGAAAGGCUCUCAGUCUUCUAGUGGGAAAGACUACAGCUACACUGUUGCAGCAUAUUACAAGUUUCUGAAAUCUGCAAGUGAGUGGCUAUCAUGCCGAACCACUGAAAAACCUGUAAGCCUACUUGCCGCUGGAGUGGUAACAAUGUUUAUAUCAUGUAUGAUAUUGUUGAGCCUUAUAUUUGGCCUAGUCAGAGAUGUUUACCUCCCAGCAAACAGACAAAUCUCUAACUCUACUGAUAGCAGAGAAAGGUGGUCCUUAGUUGAUAAGUUUGUUCUUGGUGUCGUCUUGAUCCUUAUUAUAAGUAUGGGGUCUAGUUCAAUGGUAGAGGAAGAGCAUUAUAUUUGGCAUUUUGUCUUAUCCACAUAUUAUCUCUUAUUACUUCGAAAAUCUGCACAGUCCCUCACCACAAUAGGCACGCAAAAUUCUUUUAGCUUGUUCAAAGGAGAAAAGGGAAAGAAUUAUUUAUGGUUGCCUUUUGUCAUUAUGCUCCUUAUUUCUGGAAGAAUUUUGAGAGGCUGGCAUCAAGGUGGUGUAAACUGGACUAGUCUUCCUGACAUUUCAACAUGGCUUGAACAGUCUGGGAGUGAUCUUGUAAAGUUGGUGCAGCUAAUCUCAGCCAUCCUGGUGAUUAGCUUAGGCUUGUUUGCUCUACUUUUACUAGGAUCAAAGGGAAAACUUUUUAUGAUGGUCAAGUUUAGCUUUUUGAUAUCUGGAUUAUUGGUUUUGCUACAUAUCCUGAAAUACCAAGAUGACACACUUGCAUCGUCCAAUUUUGGUGCAACAUUUUUGGCACAAGCAAUCUAUGCAAUUCUUGGCACAGCCACACUUGGAACUGUUGUAGCCUUACCAUGGGUUAUUCCCUUAGUAAUAUCUACGAUGAGCUCAAAUCUUAAGAUCCUCUCACCAUCUUUAGUUUCUGUUGGCAUUCAAGAUAAGUUUCCAGUGGUGGAGUUAAGAGAUACUUUAUACAUGAGUGGGUGGGCAUACGUAAUAUUUUGGUGUCUCCUGCAGCUAUUGCUCCAACAGCCUAUUAAUUCAACACCAAUUCUAUUGCUUCUUUUACAAAUAUUGGCCAGCAUUCUGUAUUAUUCUAGUGAUGGGAUGUGUUACAAGGAGUUGGUGGAGGUUGCAGCAUUGUAUUAUCUGGGAAUGGCAGGCCAUUUUGCACUAGGAAACAGCAAUACGCUGGCUACUAUAGAUGUUGCUGGUGCCUUCAUUGGUAUCUCAAGUCACUCAACAUUGCUUUCAGGCAUUUUAAUGUUCAUUAUCACCUAUGCAUCGCCAAUGUUUGUUCUUCUCAGUUUGCUGUUGUACAUUUCCAUGAAGACCACUAGCUAUCUUGUAAUCCCUGAGAAGGCAGAUUCUGGAAAUCUUCUCAUUAAGUUACUUGGUCUUCCUUGUCUGGUUCCCCUAGGCUUGAAUUCAAUUCUAUUGACCGCCUACACUGUCGUGCUGCUAUUAAUGAGGAACCAUUUAUUUGUUUGGAGUGUUUUCUCCCCAAAGUACCUAUAUGUCUGCGCCACAACGGUCUGCAACUAUAUAGGAGUCUGUAUUGUAGCCUCAACAGGGAUUUAUACAUACCUCGUCCUGACAAUCCGACAGAGGCGACAAGUUGCCAUCAAAUAAGCAGAGAUAGUCAUUGAUUCACAAGAAACUGAUUUUUAUUUUCUUAAAUAUACUGCAGAAAGGUUUUUUUUUUUCUUGUAUUUGAUUUAUUCUCCUCUAAUUCAUGACAUGUAUGCAACUAUUACACAAAAUCAUGUAAUGAAAUUUUGAGCUUAUAUUUUAAAAACUUUUUAUGGACUAAAUACUGAUUUUUAUUUUCUUAAAUAUACUGCAGAAAGGUUUUUUUUUUCCUUCCAUUUGAUUUAUUCUCCUCUAAUUCAUGACAUGUAUGCAACUAUUACACAAAAUCAUGUAAUGAAAUUUUGAGCUUAUA